AUGGGAAAUUGUAUUUUUAAAUUUUAAGUUAACACCCAAGGUAAUUAGAUAAAAUAAAUUUAGCUUAGAAUAGUAUUUAAUAAGGUAAUGAAAUUAUUGAUUAAGCAAUCAAUGCAGAUGAUUAAGAAUAACAAACCUCUAUUUAAGCAAAAAUAAUUUUUAAAUAAACUAGUGGUGUCAAUUUGGAAAGCAUUGAUAGUUAAACACCAAAUGUUUUUAGUUCUUAAAGUUCAAAUAUUAAGACAAAAUAUCAAAAAGACUUAUCACUUUCCCCAGAUUUGUUUAUUAGAAAAUAAAAAGAAGGAGAAAAAUUUUUAUAGCAUUAUGAAAUAAUAAAGAAAUUAGGUUAAGGAGGAUUUGGAGAAGUUUAUUAAGUAAGACAUUUAAAAACCAAUUUGAUCAGAGCAGUAAAGAUUAUUUCUAGAUAAUCAGUUGAAAAUGAAACAUUAUUAUUACAAGAAACAGAAAUACUAAAAAAUUUAGAUCAUCCUAAUAUUGUAAAGAUUCUUGAAGUUUUCAACGAUAAUCAACAUUUCUAUUUAAUUACUGAAAGUUUAGAUGGAGGAGAAUUGAUAGAUAGAGUUAGGAAAAUUAAAAAUUAUUCAGAAGAAAUAGCAAAAAUUUAUAUGAAACAAAUUUUGUCCGCUAUGAUAUAUUGUCAUGAGAGAAAAAUAGUCCAUAGAGAUCUUAAAGUAUUAUUAUUUUGAUUAUUUACAAGCCAGAAAACAUUUUAUUUGAUACUUUAGAUAUCAAUUCCAAUUUAAAAGUUAUUGACUUUGGAGCAAGCGAAAAGAUGAUAUCUAGAAAACUGACUACAAAAAUUGGUACUCCUUAUUUUAUAGCUCCUGAAAUAUUAAGAUCUAAUGGAUAUAAUGAAAAAGUUGAUGUAUGGUCUUGUGGAGUGAUACUUUAUAUAUUAUUGAUUGGAAAGGCUCCAUUUAGAGGAAAAAAUUAAUAUGAAACUUUACAACUUGUGUAAUAAGCUUAAAUUGAUUUUAAUGGUACUAUCUGAAUUAAGUAUUAAAAAGCAAAGAUAUGGUAAAAAAUAAGUCCAGAUGCAAUAGAUUUGAUAA
Molecule: messenger RNA, 1073 nt
Organism: Paramecium primaurelia
Lineage: Eukaryota; Ciliophora; Oligohymenophorea; Peniculida; Parameciidae
Source: the annotation of a GenBank genome assembly